Molecule: messenger RNA, 1596 nt
Organism: Galendromus occidentalis (western predatory mite)
Lineage: Eukaryota; Metazoa; Arthropoda; Arachnida; Mesostigmata; Phytoseiidae
Product: WAS/WASL-interacting protein family member 1
Exons: 4
Coding region: 1-1290 (429 amino acids)
Molecular function (GO): actin binding
Source: RefSeq, a predicted model, not a curated record
AUGCCGCCACCUCCUCCUCCACCCCCACCCGGGGGCCCACCCCAACCUCCGGCGAUGCCGAAUUUCAAAGCGGCGGCAGCCCCGGAUCGGGGGGCGCUCCUGUCACAGAUACGAGGUGGGGCUCGACUGAAAAAAGCCGUCACAAACGACCGUAGCGCGCCAUUAGUCAGUAAGUCUAACAAAACAAACAAUGUGGCAGCGUCCAGCGGAAGCAAUUCAGACGGACCGUACCGAACGGGUGGAUCAGCCCUCGGGGGAGCAUCGAGUGGGGGUCCUCCAAUGGGUCUCGGUGGCCUUUUCUCGGGCGGCAUGCCCAAGCUCAAGCCCACAGGUCAGAGAUCGGCCCUCGGAGUGUCGAGUCGAGGCGGCGCGGAGUCCUCGUCCCCAUCGCCCCCGAAAGAGUCACCGCCAAAAGAAGCCCCGUCGCCUUCACGACAAAUGGAGUCAGUUGGUCAAAGUUUAGCUCAAGCGAUCGCGAACCGGGCGGCGAAGAUCAACGCGACCAGCGAGAAGGUUGCUCCUACCUCGGCACCGAAGUCGUCCGUGACGUCGUCUUCUUUUGUGAAGAGUCCGUCACCCGAACGACCAGGUCCCCUCCACCAUGACACCCACACGAAUUCCACAGGCGCCUCGGCGACGAGUUCGUCGGCAGCGCAUUUUCCCAAAGACGUUUCCCCACCGCAACAGAGUCGACGUGGUCCCCCGUUGCCCUCGAAGCCUCCAGCUUCGAAUGUCAACCGAUCGACCUCGCAGAGCCAGACGAAGAGACCCACGCACAAACCCCCACCCCCACCUAAGUUUGGCACCCUCGGCCAUCAGAAGAGGACCGCUGUGAGUCAAACUCAGCCGUUGGCUCGGAGGCAAAGUUUCGGUGCGCUUGAUUCGAACGCAAGCGCUCUUAGCGUUACGAAGCCACAGGCGGCUCCACCUCCGCCGCCUCCACCUCGCAACAUGAGCGUCCCGAACAACAUGAACAAUAUACAUCGGAAUGCGCCACCGAUCCCACCAUCGCUCCACAGCAAGAAAGCCCCACCUCAAGCGCCCAUGACAAAGCCUCCUCCACCGCCUCCGAACAAGACGACGAUGCGUUCGACGCCCUAUCCGGUGAGCCUCGUUGGAGGAGGUUCUGCGAUGCGAGCGGGACGAUUCGAAUCACGCUUCACCUUCCACAAUAUCAACGAUCUCUCGGUUACUUACGAGCCCACGCAAGAUAAAAAGUAUCCGAGCAGAAAGAAGAAGUCCCACCAGCGGAAGGCUCCAGCGCCUCCGUUAGUGUCGACUGAGUCCUAAUACGUAGAAUCGGUUUUGGAAUUCGGGGGUCCCUGAAGCUCAUAUCGACUACGCCGCCGCCGCCGCGGCAGCAGCAAGAGCAAUACACAAUAGUCGUCGUGCUUGCACGCAGCAGAAGGUGCUCCGCCUUCUCUUCGGUGGAUAGAAACGCUUUCGCAGCCGCUGGUCGCUCGAGUCCCCCGAUAGCGGAAGCCAGGGGGAGCGAGUCUUGAGACGUGUCAGCGGUCCGCAAAAUCAGAACACCGAAAAAGGCGUGCACUGAAAUGUCUUUAUGCAGAAACAGAGUCCACCGAUAGUUUCUAAUGU